UGUGCUCGCAUCUAUUUUUAGUGUGUCUUCAUGUCAGGAACCUUCUCACCUUGUAAUCAUGGGCUCGGAGCAAGAAAUCCCCCAAGCAUCUGUGAGUAAUAAUGACUCACCUUCUUUCAAAACACAUUUGUGAUCUGGAAGUUCUUUGACUCUCCCAGUUUUUCAAGUGACAAAGCAGCAAAGCCGGAAGAGGCGCGAGCUGGCGAUGGCUGAGAAGUGCGACUGCAUCGCCAGCAUGUACGGCUAUGACCUGGGCUGCCGCUUCGUUAACUUCCGGCCCUUGGGCUUUGGGGCGAAUGGACUGGUGCUGUCAGCCCUCGACAGCAAGAGCUGCCGCAAGGUGGCCGUGAAGAAGAUCACCAUCAGCGACACACGGAGCAUGAAACACGCCUUCCGGGAGAUCAAAAUCAUCCGCAGGCUCGAGCACGACAACAUCGUGAAGGUCUAUGAGGUGCUGGGACCCAAGGGGACCAAGCUGCACGGGGACUUUUUCAAGUUUAACAUGGUGUACAUCGUGCAGGAGUACAUGGAGACAGACCUGGCCCGGCUGCUGGAGCAGGGCAAGCUCAUGGAGGAGCAUGCCAAGCUCUUCAUGUACCAGCUGCUCCGUGGGCUUAAGUACAUCCACUCGGCCAACGUGCUCCACAGAGACCUGAAGCCGGCCAAUAUUUUCAUUAGCACGGAGGACCUCGUGUUGAAGAUCGGUGACUUUGGGCUAGCAAGGGUUGUGGAUCAGCAUUACUCUCAUAAG
Molecule: messenger RNA, 751 nt
Organism: Tinamus guttatus (white-throated tinamou)
Lineage: Eukaryota; Metazoa; Chordata; Aves; Tinamiformes; Tinamidae
Source: RefSeq, a predicted model, not a curated record